AUGAAAUCCCUACUGGUAGGACUAAUGAUCUUCCUUUUUGAAAAAGUCUUCAUUUUUGCAAACAUACAGAAGUUUAGCCUGGCAAAAAGGAAAUGUAAGAAAAGGUCUUCUUCUGAUAUUGGCACACUGAAAAGAGGUGACUUAUUACAAGUCUCCAGGACCCUAUUUGUUCACUUUGGAAUUUAUUUGGGAAAUAACAAGGUUGCCCAUUUGAUGCCAGACAUCCUCCCUGCUCUUUCAGACGACAAGUGUCUGACUGAGAAAGUUGUAACCAACAAAAGGCUGAUCCUUGGUGUUCUGGCUAAGGUGGCCAGUAUCAGAGUGGACACAGUGCAGGACUUUGCCUAUGGUGGAAGUAUAGUAGUGAAUCAGAUGGACAGCAGCUUUAAUUCAAAGCCCCUUCCUAAUGAAGAAGUGGCCCAGAGGGCUGAGAAACUGGUGGGGGCCACAUCAUACAGCCUGCUGUGGGAUAACUGUGAGCACUUUGUCACUUACUGCAGAUAUGGCUGUCCCGUGAGCUUCCAGACCGACAAGUUCUGCGAGACUGUGAAGAAGAUAAUUCGAGACCAAAGAAGUGUUUUAACUGCUGCUGCUCUUGGAAUGGGAUUGACGCUUUGUUUGGGUGCAGGGCCUUCCACCAUGCUUCCCAGUUUACUGCUUACGUUUACCCUCUGGAUGGCAAGCUGAGAAGGACAAUAUAGGGGAGACAUACAAUAUUAUAGUGCUACUGUAGCUGUUCUUCAUGCAACUUGCACAGAAAUGUGGCAGCCUGGAAAUGAGAACCCUCAUCAGCCAUCUGAAAGCAUUUGUGUGAUAUAAUCUUUAUACUGUCUAUUCUACAAUAAGCAUGAGAAUGAAUUGUACAGCUUAUAACUGUGCUAUUCUAUGUGUUCUAUAGUAGAUGAGCAUUCAGGCUCGUUAUAACAGAGACAAUAUGUAAAACGAAUGCACAAUUUAAAUGUAGUAGUUUAAUAUAGUAGCAGGCAACAACACAUAAGAAUUAUAUCACACCACAUUCUAAAAUUUGAAACCAUUAAAUUGCUCCAUUAAUAUUUUAGGACACAAUAGGGAGAAUAAGCCCAUGAUAAACCAUUCACCCUUAUGUUAUCAGGUUUUCGCUGCAGAGAAGUGUGCUAACAGCACAUACAGUACAGUAGUUGGAUCAAGCCCUCAGUAUAUAAUAAACAAAAUACUGUCACCAUUAUAAAAACAUUAAUAUAUUGUUUAGUACCUGCCAUAAUAAUUAAUUUAGGGGUUUUCUUUGUGGUAUCAGUCUUCCUGGAUGACAAACAUAUAGGGGUCUAUUUUCUAAACCUUGGAGAGAGAUAAGGUGGAGAGAGAUAAACUACCAUCUCCUGUCAUUUUUCAAACACAGCCUGUAACAUGGCAGAUAAGAGCUGAGUGCCUAUUACUUUAUCUCUUUCCAAGGCUUAGUACAUAGACCCCAAAGGGGCUUAUAUAGAGUUGGAAGUAAAACAUGGGUACACACACCGCUUAAAGGAAGUGUGCAUGGAACACAUGCAUAUAUGCCAGUGGUUCUCAAACUGUGUACCUUGUCACCCUGGGGUGCCUCGAGGCACUUGCAGGGGUGCCUCGGGUUGGUGGUCCAGGACCACUUCAAAUUAUUUAUGGUCAAUGUAAUAGGCAAAAGUGCUGGUGGCUGCCAAUCAUAAAAUAUGUGCACAAACAGAAGUGAAUCCUGUCCCUCACCACAUAAUUAAACCUAAUGAUGACAUAUAAAUCCAAUUUACUUCAUUUUAGAUAUUUUUUUUCUGAAUUGCUCAAUAACUUUUGGCCUAGGGGUGCCGUGAAAAAAAUAGUGAUACUGUAGGGCGCCAUGACUCAAAAAAGUUUGGGAACCACUGAUAUAUGCAGAGCUGUUUGCAUUUGGAGAUGUGACUUGCUUUGAGUGUGUAGCAUAUGUGCCUGGUUUGCUACAAGUUAUUAUUAUCAUCAUCAUCAUCAUCAUCAAUGUAUCCUAUAUUAAGUGCAAAAUAUUAGAUGCCUUUCCCAAAGCAUGCACAUUGCGAAUUUGCACGAGACAUACUAAGCAAAAACGUUUACUCCUGCAACAUCCCUUUAACGUGUUUUGCAUCUUAAAUUUGACUACUAAUUUAAAUAAUUACAUAAAAUUAGACAUGUUAACAUUUCAACACAUAGGGGGUUAUACUGCAUAGUAGGUUCCGAGAUUAUGGAACAGCCAUGAUUUUGGCGAGUUUGCAGUUAAAUUUAAAGCAGCAUUCAGUUAUAAUUCAAAACAGGCUUCUGAUAUAAUCCUCAUUGUUUUCCUAACUAUCAGAAGUCUGCCUCAGUCUGUCUUAUAAUUUAGCCAAUCAGAGCAGAAUGUUAGAACACUCACAGCUAAGGAAGCACCAUUCCUGAGAUAGGACCACUGUUCCAGUGCAAGCAUUGAUUUAUUAUGCCAUAGAAUCAAUUACAACUAUAGUACCAGGUGGGCAAAUACACGCGUUGGAUUUCUAAACUAUAGAAUUGGUUAAGGCGCUACUCAUUUUGCUUAUAAUGUUAGCUGUUUAGGCUGCAGGUUAAUUUUCCUCAUUUUGUACUGGCAAAAUUAGGCUUUUCUGUGUGCACAUACCCCAGACGCAGAGCUGCAGUCUCAAUGACUAAAGGUGGUUACAUACUAUCUAAUUCUCUGGCUGAACAGACAAUAAUUAGCUGCUCGGCCCAAUAAUUGUAUGCAAGAGCCUUAGCCAAUAUACAGCUUCAAAGGCUCCAGCAGCAGUCAAAUCGUGAGGCCAGGAUAGCGAGUGCUGCACAUGCUUCAUUCCCGACCUCCUGAUCCCAUUGAAGACUUCAAAAGAAAGUACACACUGAGCACAAAAAUCCUCAGUGUGUAUGGGUGCACAACGAUCAGAUAGUCACUAUGUCAGAACUUAGGGUUUAUCAGAUCGCCAUCAAUUAUCUUACAGUGUGUACCCAGUUUAAGUGGCACAUAAAUAUUUCAAUCCAUCUGAUUUUCAAAGACAAUACAUAAAUACAUAGGCAUGAGCAGGAGCCAGAAACAGGGAAUGCCGCAACGGGACCUCCCCCUCCACCGGGUCAUGGACUAUCCCAACCUCCCUCUCAGGGACAUAGAGUACUCACCUGGGUGGCUCAGAUAAAUAGCCAAUAUUCCAGAAUGGGGGGUAGAGGGAAUAGUCCAUGCCUGGUAGAGGUGCAGGUCCCGUAUAAAUAUCACAUUUCUAGUUGCUCCAGAUCCACUAAGUGACUGAGAAGCCUAUGUACUAAGCCUUAGAGAGAGAUAAAGUUGAGAGAGAUAAGGUACCAACAUGUCAGUUAGGCGCUGAUUGGCUGGUACUUUAUCUCUCUCCACUUUAUUUCCCUCCAAGACCUAGUACAUAGGCCCCUGAAUGCCAAUCAGCAUGUGGUUGAUCUACAUCCUCCUUCACAUUUUCAGGUUGGCUAUUGACCUAACGUGUUUUGCUAGAAGGGCAUCAUUGGUUGCCAUCCUAGCAAAAUCAAGUCUGAUGGACACAUAAUACUGUUCAGUUAAUUUGGUACAAAAAAAAAAAAAAAUCCAAACAGUCCCCCAAAUCCACAUAUGAAUGACCAGUUAUACGUUGCAAAUUGUUACCUAUAUAAAGUUAACACUUGCAUUUGAUCUGAUUAGGCUGACUGACUAGAACCACUCAGUGGUCAUUACCGCAGUCAUUUCCAUGUGCAAUGUGCAAUCAGCAGCACUGCGGGCAGAGCCGUAACCCGUGGAAACAUGGACUUGAAUGUCAUUACUAUAAAUUAUAUAAACUACAGUAGUUCUAGAUUGUCUAUUAUGCCAUUUGGUUAGCACUUUUUUCUUUAACAAAUGUCUUUUGUCUUAUUUUAAAGUACAUUGGGAUAUUAUGUAAAGAGAACUAUGGCCCUCAUUCCGAGUUGUUCGCUCGGUAUUUUUCAUCGCAUCGCAGUGAAAAUCCGCUUAGUACGCAUGCGCAAUGUUCGCACUGCGACUGCGCCAAGUAACUUUACUAUGAAGAAAGUAUUUUUAC
Messenger RNA from Pseudophryne corroboree (corroboree frog), 4004 nucleotides. Its product is annotated as lecithin retinol acyltransferase-like. The record is from RefSeq and is a predicted model, not a curated record. The coding region runs from base 1 to 687 and encodes 228 amino acids. Gene Ontology annotation, molecular function: phosphatidylcholine-retinol O-acyltransferase activity. Gene Ontology annotation, biological process: vitamin A metabolic process; retinol metabolic process. The transcript has 2 exons. Lineage: Eukaryota; Metazoa; Chordata; Amphibia; Anura; Myobatrachidae. Gene Ontology annotation, cellular component: rough endoplasmic reticulum.